Molecule: messenger RNA, 1747 nt
Organism: Pomacea canaliculata
Lineage: Eukaryota; Metazoa; Mollusca; Gastropoda; Architaenioglossa; Ampullariidae
Exons: 3
Coding region: 468-1028 (186 amino acids)
Biological process (GO): negative regulation of BMP signaling pathway
Cellular component (GO): AMPA glutamate receptor complex
Source: RefSeq, a predicted model, not a curated record
UUUUGACAUUUUUUUGAUAUGUCAGAAAGCUGCGGAGGGUGCAGAUGCAGCGUGGCUCUAAUUCAUCACACUGGCAGAACAAAAGGCAAAAGUAUGACAGGUCAAGUCCAAAUUGAGUCUAACAGUGCGUCAGCUCGUCAGAAGGGUCGAGGGUCAAUUAUGGAGGUCGUGAAGAGGGCGUUAAUUUACAGUUUACAGCUUCUGGCUGGUGGGCCGGGGUCGACACAUCUGGGCUGACACGUGCAGUGCAUAAAAUCAAGCACAAAAUAUGUUGAAAGCAGUUUUAGUCUCGUAGCAGGGAUUCGAGAAACGGCCACAGCGUGGACAGACAACAUCCUGGCCAGAACGCACGAACUGGGGGAAAGACGUUCGUAACCCGCGUUGGAUUUUUCUUUCUCAACAACUCGUUUGUCAAGAGUCAUUGUUUGAUCUUCAUAGUAACCUCUUCUAAAGAAGUGUGUUUGAGAAUGUUCGCUCUCUCCGGCGUGGACCAAGGGCUGGGAGCCAGGUCUGCGUCUCUGUUGAUGACAUACUUGGUUCUCAUGCACACAGCUCCAGUCACACCCAAGUCUGUGUCCUCCAAAUAUUGUGUCACGAAAGAUGGAAAACGUCUCAGCCCAGAUGAGACUGCCUACGUGUCCAGUGACGUUCCAGGAGGCCCGUGUGACGUGUGUCGUUGUUACAUCACCGGGGAUCUGAUGUGUCACAAGCAGAACUGUGUCACGCCGAUGUGUGUGGGUCCCUACGUCACCAUGGGGCACAAGUGCUGCUGGAGCUGCCCCUUGGGAAACAACUGCUUGCUGCCCUCAGGGGCUGUGCUGUACGCCGGGGACAAUGUGGACCAGGAUGGCAAGACCUGCUUCUGUCCCCAGCAGAACGACAAGAACAUGUACGGCGUGCGACAGCGACAACACUACACCGCCGUGUGCGUGCAGCACGUGUCGGCAUCAAGUUUGUCAACAAAGCCAACGGAUAAUCGGAGGAAGACUGUUUCUUCCAUCCUGGGUGCAAGGUUGACGAAUAAUUAGGGUAACUGAACAGUGGUAAUGAAAGAGCGACAAGUAUUUAGGGUAAACUGUUUCUUCUACGACUUGACACACUGGCGAGAGCAGACUUUAUAUUUUGAUAGCUGGCCGAGUUCACGAACAUGUCAUUUAGGAGUGAAAAUCUUCAGAGAGGGAAUUAGGAUGUUGGUUCCAAACACGCGAGCAACAGAGGUAGUAAGCAGUACAAAAGACAAACCAGUUUCAAUAUUGCUGAUGUCCUGCUGCUGAUUAUCUUAAGAACUUUGUGACGAAGAAGGCCGAUGAAAUGUUGUGACUUGUUGUGAUGAUGAUGUGUGAGGUACCUGGGCAGGUGUAACAUCAUGACACUGAAGACGCUGUGGCUGAUGUCCGUAGAAUUAAUUAGUUAAGAACUGUCUCUAGAGAUUCCCUAUCAGUAUAUGUAGUCAGUUUAUUUUUUUUAAACCACGUAUUUGCUGUUUGUUUUUUAUAUUUUUUAAAUUUUUUUUUGUAUCUCGAGACCUCUUUUGAUGUUUGAACAACUGCUAUUUGAGUAACGGCCAAUUUAGUUUCUUUUUUGACGAGUAACUGGUAAGAUGUUGUGUUCAUCAUCUCUGAUGCAAUGAAUGACUACUUGUUACUAUCCUGCUGACAUAUUCACAACUGUGACUAGUUUUGGUCUUUCGGUAAAGUCUUACAUUAGUAACAUCUAUUUGUUUGUCUUUAUGCACUUGUAACCCGCC